Messenger RNA from Beta vulgaris subsp. vulgaris (sugar beet), 1023 nucleotides. RefSeq names its product ADP-ribosylation factor 1. Gene Ontology annotation, molecular function: GTPase activity; GTP binding. NCBI's taxonomy places the organism in Eukaryota, Viridiplantae, Streptophyta, Magnoliopsida, Caryophyllales, Amaranthaceae. The transcript has 7 exons. Gene Ontology annotation, biological process: vesicle-mediated transport; intracellular protein transport. Bases 285 to 830 code for a protein of 181 amino acids. The record is from RefSeq and is a predicted model, not a curated record. Gene Ontology annotation, cellular component: cytoplasm.
UGACAUAAUCAUACGUCAAUAAAUAUAGUUAAUGCUUAUCAAUUGCUUACUAUUUUCAUUUCUUAACACAAAAAAAAUAUAUAAAAUGUGAAGAGAUUCACUAGACUAUAAUAACCUCUCAUGCAAUUGGGAACAGGGAUUAUCUUUCACGCCUUAUAAUCUGUUUUCUCUCCCCAUCAAAUUGCAAAACCAAAUAAAAAUUGUCAUCAAAUUUAUUUUCCCUCUCUCGAUUUUCUUCCUUGCUAAGGUUUAAUUGCAGAUUGUUGGAAUUAGAGGAAUCAAAAAUGGGGCUUUCGUUUGGCAAGCUGUUUAGCAGACUUUUCUCUAAGAAGGAGAUGCGUAUACUCAUGGUAGGUCUCGAUGCGGCCGGUAAGACUACCAUAUUGUACAAGCUCAAGUUGGGAGAAAUUGUCACCACCAUCCCAACCAUCGGAUUUAAUGUGGAAACUGUGGAGUACAAGAAUAUCAGCUUCACUGUUUGGGAUGUUGGAGGUCAAGACAAGAUUCGCCCAUUAUGGAGACACUACUUCCAGAAUACACAAGGACUCAUCUUUGUGGUUGACAGUAAUGACCGAGACCGUGUAGUUGAAGCAAAGGAUGAGCUUCACAGGAUGCUGAAUGAGGAUGAGUUGAGGUAUGCUGUUCUGCUAGUGUUUGCUAACAAGCAAGAUCUCCCUAAUGCAAUGAAUGCUGCAGAAAUUACCGACAAGCUCGGUCUCCACUCCCUCCGUCAACGACACUGGUAUAUCCAGAGUACAUGUGCUACAUCUGGUGAAGGGCUGUAUGAAGGUCUCGACUGGCUGUCGAACAACAUAGCAAGCAAGGGUUAAAGGAAUACUUACCUGGUUCACAUUUAGAGCAAGGAUAAUGUAUAACUCUCACCAGCAUUUAUGGAGCCUUUUCUUUUUAUAUAGCAUAUAUAGUUAAGUGAUAGAUUAUGUCAUUUGCUUCGUGUAGUGUAAAUUUACUUCGAGACAUGAGAUUGAUUACUAUCAUCUAUGGAGUAAUACCAUAAUUUUGUCA